ACGACCGCAGGGAGCUGAAGCACGGCAGUAUUACCCCUCCUCCAGCUUUCACACUGCGAGGGGCUUUAAACCACAUUUGAUCGCCAACAGGGAUUUUUUUUUCUUUUACCAGUUUAAAAAGAGAAACUGACCAUGGGAUGCGAUUAAUUUCUGCCGAAUGAAAGAACUUCGUAAGACCUGUUGGCGAUGAUGAAUUACUCAAAGACGCAAAUGUCCAACUUAUCAGACCUUGGAAGUUCAGCUGGGUGCUCACAGUCCGUUCCAGCUGGCGUCAAGCUGGAGGUGUUGAUGGAGCAUCUGCAGAGACAACAAGAAGCAAACGUGGAGAUGAACCUGCAGGAGAAGCAACUUCUUCAAGCUCAGCUCCUGUUCGCUCGUCAAGCUGCUGCAGGACGAGCUUUAGCCUCCAGACAAGACUCAGCGUUGUUUGAAAAAGCAGAUGGACAAACUAAUCAAGCAGUUCAGCAAGCUUUAAAUAACCGUCUGAGCAGAGUGGAUCCAGAGGAGGAUGACGAGGAGGAGGAGGAGGAUGGAAACUCAGAUGAUGAGGAAAAGGGGAUUUUGGGGUCUCGAGACAACAAUGAGGAGGAAGACAUGGCUGAGGAAGAGGAGAACAGCUCUCAUCAACAGGCGAAGAAGCCUCGACUCCAGCAUGUUUCACAUUUCCCCUUCCAGCCUGAUUCUACAUCUCCAUCAGCGGCGGUGAAGCAAACUUCUGAAUCUCCACUUUCAGUGAAAAAGCAGGAGCACAUGGAGAAGAAUCUAAUGUCACUGGCCUUCACGUCACCGAAUGGCUUUGCUGACUGGGGCUUUAAUGAUUCAAUAAAGCAGAAAGGAAACGCCAUGUGGGCUGAAGAGACUGACGGUGCUAAAGUAAGAGGAGAGCCUUCUCGGGACUUUGCCAAGCUUUAUGAACUGGAUAGUGACCCACAGCGGAAGGAGUUUCUCGAUGAACUCUUUGUCUUUAUGCAGAAACGAGGAACUCCUGUGAAUCGCAUCCCCAUCAUGGCAAAGCAGGUGUUGGACUUGUACAAGCUUUAUAAGCUUGUGACAGAGAAGGGAGGCCUGGUGGAGGUUAUUAACAAGAAGAUCUGGAGGGAGAUCACCAAAGGCCUCAAUCUUCCCACGUCCAUCACUAGCGCAGCCUUCACCUUACGCACCCAGUAUAUGAAGUACCUGUAUGCAUUUGAGUGUGAGAAGAAAGGCCUGAGUUCUCCAGGUGAGCUGCAGGCAGCCAUUGAUAGUAACCGCAGAGAAGGCCGACGUCCCAGCUACACCAGUAGUCUGUACCGCUACUCCCCCUCCCCGGGCUCUGCUCCGCAUGCACUCCUGUCUUCACCCAAGAUGCAGGCCACUCCGACCACAUACAACAGCCUGAAUUGCUCUGCCAGUCCGAAUUUAAAGAGAAACAUAGAUGAGUCCUCCGCCCCUGUUAUACCCCAGCUGCCCAUGACUCUGGCACUGGGGCAGCAGCAGCAGCAGCUUGCACAGGCUGCCACAUUUGAGCAUCUUAGAGAGAGGCUGGAGCAAGGAGCAGGUGGCGCUGCAGCUGACAGCCCAGAGAAGAAAAUGAUGCGUCUCGCCGAGGAGCAGCAGCGCCUCAUGCAGCAGGCCCUACAACAAAACCUCCUGGCGAUGGCCUCUCACUUUACCCCCAUGAACCUCAAACUUAGCAACGAAAGCAAACAUGAUCUGUCGCUGAAUAUCUCCACUAAUGGAGCGGCCAGUAUCAGCGUGUCUGUGGAGGUCAAUGGCACCGUUUACUCAGGGAAACUGUUUGCCCAGAAGUCAGCGGCUUCUGUGUCAUCGCAGAACGUAACUCCAGCAGGAACAAGUGGUUUCAGUGCUCUUUCCUCCACACAAAGUUCCACCGCUUCAUCUCCCACCUCCUCAAAGGGACCACAUUAAAAUUGCUGGCUUUUAAAUCUGUCCGGAGCAUAAUGAUUCCACAGCGCGCCGCGCUGUGUGCUUCUUGUCAAACAAGACCUGGAUGAAUUCCUUGGACUCUGCCACAACACAGGAAGCUUUCUCUUACUUUAAUAGGAUAGUCCGAGGUCAAACAAUGUUGACAUUACGCUUGGUUUAAUGUCAUUUCACAUUGUAGUUUAUCUAACAGUGCCUGUUAGAAGAAUUUUCUAAUAUAGUAGCUUUCUGCUAUAAAAGGCUUUAGAUUUGUUUGGAAAUAUCUUUAGAGGAAAAAAUGCUACAGCUCUUUGGGUGUCAGCUGCAUUUGUAGUUAUUAUCAAACUGUUCUGUAGCUGCUUUUUCCAUCAGUAGAACGAUGCGGUUGCCAAAGAGCAGCUAGUGAAGACCAAAAAGCCUUCGUUCAGUGUCAUAGCUCCUGAAGCCAUUUUGUUUUGCUCUUGGUAAACCUUUGGUUUACUCUGAGCAAAAGGUUGUAUUUUUUUGUACUUUGUACUUUCCACGGAAAUAUUGCACCUCCUAAAGAAUCAAAUGGAAUUUCAAAGAGAGUGGAUGCAGGUGGGCUUAUUCAUUUUUGCUUUAUUGUUAUUUAUUCAUUUGACAAGGCCUCAAAAUUACACAUCAUUAAUUUCAAAUAAGUCAAAGACAACACGAGAGCCGAUGUUUCUGCUGGGAGUUAUCAGAAUUGAAGUGACACAACAUUUACCUCAGUUGACUUCCCAUGUUGGUGAGUUUCUCAGGCUAGUUUCUUCUGGACUCAGGAAUGUCCUCUGGACUCACUGGACUGAUAUGUAUAUCUUAUCAUAUUGCUGUGUUAUGUUUGUGUAAACGCAGAGAAUGUAUCCUUGAGGACCUUAAAGUGAACACUGAAACGGUGCUACCUCAGUCUUUAGUGAAAUAUGCAGCACGUGUUCAUUUGCUGAAACUGUAUAUGGACAAUCAAGUACACAUAUGAUCACAAACAAAUGCCACUGUGAAAUUAACUGUUAAAAUAAGGUUGACUUUCAGUUCUGUUGUUGGAUAUUUUGUAAAUG
Molecule: messenger RNA, 2957 nt
Organism: Archocentrus centrarchus (flier cichlid)
Lineage: Eukaryota; Metazoa; Chordata; Actinopteri; Cichliformes; Cichlidae
Product: AT-rich interactive domain-containing protein 3B-like
Exons: 9
Coding region: 187-1908 (573 amino acids)
Biological process (GO): regulation of transcription by RNA polymerase II
Cellular component (GO): nucleus
Molecular function (GO): DNA binding
Source: RefSeq, a predicted model, not a curated record